ACUCAACAAAAAUUGUGGACUAAGCAGUUACUCCAAACAUGUCAUUCACAACCGUGUAGGGUAGGUGUAAACACCCUGGCUUUGCACGUUCGAAGUAUACAAUAACGUACGCCUGGAUAAUCAUAACUUUUAAACUGACAACAUAUGAAUGUCACAUGCACCGAACAUAACGAGCGUGCAAGUGAAGUUAUAUUUAGACUCAAGCUAAUGCUAUGAGUAGCAGGCUAGCAUCUAGCAGACUAUUAUCCAUAACAAUGCAGGUACUGGUAGCUAGCUAAGAAUAUUCCAUAACAUGCACGUUUUCUUUGCAAUAAGGUAGGUAACGAAAGCUUAUUUACAAUGGUUUAUUUAGCGAGCAUACAUUUACAGUGCAACACCAAAGUCGCUCAAUGUUUUUGUUGUUGAGGAAACAGAAGGCAGUGAAGCAGCAGCACUUGUUAGCUACCUAGCUACUUAAUUACUCGUUAAGCUUAACAGCUACUACUAGCUAGGUAGCUAACACAUCUACGAAGAAGAUAACUUGAUAUAAAUGUCUUUCAUUUGUCCGUCUGGAUUGUGCUUGUAAUUUAUGCCUGGAAAACUAUGUAGCCAUAGUGUAUCUACAGUAGGUAACGUUAGCUAACGUUGACGCAAAUGUUCAAGUCUGCAAACGUUAACUAGCUAACUCACGUCUCACAAUGGCUAACUAGCUGUCCACUUGUGACAUGCUAUAAUUGACUUACAAAGCUCCCUCACAUACCGCUAUCUCAUGCAGUAGCUAAAUCCGUAUUAACAGUGUGAAAAUGCGUUCUUGUUGCAUGUGUCAAUACUGACUACACAGGAAAUUGUUGUUGUGCAUGGACCAGGUGAAUAGUUGUGCCACUAAUUUUAAUUUCAUGUGUUUUCCAGCUACUGAAAAGUCAUAUGUCUCAUUUGAAGCAUAGCCUUUGAUAUUUAGCUAGAUAUUGGUGCAGGAAGCUCUCUGAUGUUCAGCCAUGGAUGAAGAAGACAACCAGGAUGAGCUGAUCAACCGGAAUGCCUCACACAGAAAAGAAAAAAGGCCUGCAGUAUGGGCAAUGUCAGAUGAAGACAGCGAUGAAGGUGGGGAGGAAUCUGAGGAAGCUUCUGACAGUGGUGAGGAGGAGGAAGACCUCCUCGAUGGAGAGGAGGAGGAAGAAGAGGAGGAUGACAGUGAUGAUGGAGAAGAGGAUGAUGUGGUGGAGGGUGCAGUGGGGGGAGCGUCUACUGACUUGGCAGGUCUGAGCUCAGACGAGGACACUGAGAAAUGCCCCAUCUGCCUAAACUCCUUCCACAGCCAGCCCGUGGCCACACCAGAGAGCUGCGAACACUACUUCUGCCUCGACUGCAUCCUGGAGUGGUCCAAGAAUGCCAACUCCUGUCCUGUGGACAGAAUAGUCUUCAAUAACAUCUACCUGAGAAAAUGUUAUGGUGGGAAAGUGCAGAAAAUGAUCACAGUGCAGAAACCAGUGAAGGAGGGCCAGGAGGAGGUGAUCGACCUGGAGCUGGAACAGACCAGCUGCGAGGUGUGUGGCGGGAGUGACCGUGAAGACCGCCUGCUGCUCUGUGACGGCUGUGAUGCUGGGUACCACAUGGAGUGCCUGACCCCCCCGCUGCAUGCUGUCCCUGUGGAGGAAUGGUUCUGCCCAGAGUGUCAAGCCAACAACCGCCGUUCAAGGGGUUCAGUGGAAGAGCAGAGCAACACGGAGAGUCUGAGCAGCGCCCGUCCCACAACCAGCCGCUCCCGCCUCCCUGCGGCAGGCCCCACCCGGGCCAUUGCCCGCACCCAGCAGAGUGAGAGGGUCCGCGCCAGUGUCAACCACCACCGCAUCACCCAGGCACGCAUUGCACAGAUCUCCCCCAGCUUUCUGAUGCCACAGACCACCUGGCUGGAUGAGACUAUCAAUGCAGUGGUGGCUGGACUCAACACAGCUGUGUACAUACGGAACCUCACACCCCGCGUUCCAUCCAGUCGACGACGCAGGACAGUAAAGCGCAGGAAAGGCCAGAGUAAGAGGUCAUCGUCUGCCACGGGUGGUAAGGGCAAAGCUGCAGGCACCGGGGUGAGGAGAAGGAAACGGCGAGUGAGGAGGACCAAGUCCAGAAGGAAACUGGUGGUGAAAAAGGAAGCUACUUCACGUGGUCGUAUAGCCCGUAGCCUAGGGAUAGGGAAGCCCAAACGGGGCUCGUCCCUUCCCUCUGUGUACCAACCUUCAGAAACCACUCUGGGCAGUAUGAGGGCUGACAUAGGAGCUGCUUCGCUCUCUGUCUAUGGAGACCCCUACGAUCUGGACCCCUUCACUAGCAGGGAUGAUGAUGAGGAGGAGCAAGCCUCGGCCACGUCAUCACUGCUGGAGGCCAAGAGGCGUGGCUUAUCUCGCUCCGCACUCCUCUCACACCAGCCUGUGGCUCGACCAAUUACUGCUGGCCUCUCUAGGUGGGGCUCGAGCCUUCGCCAGUUGGAGGAGGUCGCAGAGGUGGCCCCAGUGCCUGACCUGCUGGGCAGCAUCCUAUCAGGGCAGAGCAUGCUUCUGAUGGACAGCUCAGACGUAGUCAUUAACAGAGAUGGAUCCCUCAAGGCUAUCAAACCAGUGGGUUUGUCGUCAUCCAUGCCCAGCAGCAGUAGGAGCAGCAGCUCUGGUGAAUCAGUAGCCCAGCUCCACUCAGAGAUGUCCCCUACCACAGCAGCCAGCUCCCUUUGUCUCCCCAUUAAUGGAGACCUGGUAGCAGGACCCUGCCUGUCCCCUCUCACCCCUUCAUCCCCCCACUCGGCCACUUAUCCAACUCCCAUCCUGAGUCACCCACACGUCCCUGCCCCCUGUAGACCUAGUCCUGGACACAGCCACUGGGAGGACACUGGUGUACUACCCCCCCAUGGGACCCAGAGGGCUGCCACCUCCACUCCUACCCCAGACUCUCACUCCAGAGGUAGGGAGACGGUGCCACCACAGCCCCAGGCUAAGAAGGCCGCUGCUAAACCAUUAUGGGAAGAACCAGUAUUGGUGCUUCCCAGGAUACCAAGGAUAAAACCGGAGAGCGGUGGCCUGACGAAUGGCAAUGCCAGCAGAGGGGGUAGUAGUGGUAGUAGUAGCAGUGCUAAUGGUAGUGGUAGUAAUAGCUUCCCUGAUGCCUGUGUGAACAGCCUGGGUGGGAACAGGGGCAGGCAGCAAAGUGUGGACCAGCAGCAGGGCAGGACAGAGGGACAGAGACCAGACAGAGCAGGCCCUUCCUCAGCCUUCUCCAGCUCCUUCUCCUCUUCGUUCUCCUCUUCUGAUUCUCCAUCUAACCCUGCCCGCACCUCUUCAUCAGCAUCAUCCACGGUGUGCUUCCGGAUCAACGCCAGCUCUGUCUGGCACGCCAGAAAGCUUAGCAACGCUUCUGCAAUUGUUGCAGCUGGAAACUGUCUAGAACCAGCGUCUCCGGAGGAAGAGGAGGCGAAGAGGAAAAGAGAGGAGCGUAGGAAGAAACAUAAUCUACUGACGUCCUCACACACACCGGUCAAAGAGGAGAAGGAAGAGGGGGAUAUAUACGAUCCCUUCCAUCCAACCGGCUCAGACAGCGAAGCAGAGAGCCAUGCUGGGGGGAAACCAACCAUGGUGCACAAGGAAGGUCACAGCCAGCAGGUGAAGGAAGGUCCCAGCCAGCAGGUGAAGGAAGGUCCCAGCCAGCAGGUGAAGGAAGGUGCAAGCCAGCAGGUGAAGGAAGGUGCAAGCCAGCGGGUAAAGGAAGGUGCAAGCCAGCAGGUAAAGGAAGGUGCAAGCCAGCAGGUGAAGGAAGGUGCAAGCCAGCAGGUGAAGGAAGGUGCAAGCCAGCAGGUGAAGGAAGGUGCAAGCCAGCAGGUGAAGGAAGGUCCCAGCCAGCAGGUGAAGGAAGGUCCCAGCCAGCAGGUGAAGGAAGGUCCCAGCCAGCAGGUGAAGGAAGGUGCCAGCCAGCAGGUGAAGGAAGGUGCCAGCCAGCAGGUGAAGGAAGGUGCCAGCCAGCAGGUGAAAGCCCUGUCACUGGAGAGGGAUGAGGGCUCAGGAGAAGGUCUGGAGGUGAAGAGGGAGCCAGAGAACUCUGACACUGCAAAGCCUGGUCACAGCCCUCACAACGCACCCAGGUCUGUGAUGACUGGCACCAGCACACCUCUGUCCCAGAGCCAGGUCCAUCUGAAGAGGGAGAGAAAUGAGCCAGGGGGUGAGAAAGGGCAGCACAGCCAGACUGGCAACUGUAGAGAGCCCCAGAACCAGCAGACUACUCCUUCCUUAUCCAGCUUAGCCUCCAGCCACCACAGAAACAGGAUGGUGAAGCCUGAGAUAAAGUCAGAGCCCCAGGACAGCCCCCCCAGGUCCCCAUCCAGGUCUAAAUCACACUCCAGGCCCCCAGGCCAGGGGAGGAAAACAUCCAAAGGCAGGGGGUCUUCCAUGGAGCGGCGGUCUGCCUCAAACAGCCCAGAGGCAGGCAGGAGGAGGGGAGACAAGGCCCCGGACCAGGCAGGGAGGAAGAGACGUUAUGAGGGGGGUAGGAGAGGAGACAAGGGGCGAGAGAGUUCUAGGCGUUCGGGAUCGAGGGAGAGGAGAAGGACUCGGUCCCCGUCAGACAGCUCAAUUUCUGAUAUCUCUGAGAGGUCUCGCAGGAAGAAGAGACGGUCACGUUCUCCCUCCAAAGACAGGAGGCGCUCCAGGUCAUGGUCAGGCUCCAGCAGUAGAGAGCGGUCCAAGAGGAAAAAGCAGAGGAGAGGGAGCAGGGAGAGGAACGAGGGCAGAGGGAGUGAAAGAGAGAAGGGUCGCCCGUCAAAGGACAAGAAGCGUGAUUGCUCGCAGUCUCGCUCGCGUUCCCGUUCCAGGUCCAGGGAGAGGAGGAAAGACCACUUCCGAUCACAACCAUCAUCCUCCAGAUCAAAGGACAGGGUUGAGGUGCGGUCGAAAGACCGGAAGAGGCCGAAGUCCAGGUCGCGAUCCAGAGAGAGGAGGAAAGAAGAGGGGUCACAGAGACCACUAGGGUCUUCCUCAACCACCACCUUCAAUAAGCUAGAAGAACAGAAAGAGAAGAAAAAGGUAAAAGUUCUCCCACGCGUCCCUCUGAAAGAGGAGAGCGAGACUAAAGAAGAGAGAAAAGAGCGAGAGAUCAAACAGCAGAUGCUUUCCUCAGGACUCAAAUCUCUCUCUGUCCUCUCUGCCUCAGAGGUGAAAAAGGAGAGUGACAGCAAUGACAUUAGAACAGAGAGACUUGCCUCUCUCUCAACAAAACUACUCAAUGAGUCUAUGCUGCUAAAAGAGAUUAAAAAAGAGAAACCUGCCUUUGAUAUGUUGGAAGAAUCACUGGAUAGUAAACCAAUCAAAAAAGAAAAACCUCUGUCAACAUUCAGCACAGUCAAGGACUUGCAACAGCACAAGGAGAUCGAAAAAGAACACCCUUCCGCCCUCAUAAAGGAGGCGUGCGCAGUCUCCACAUCAGACAUAGCAGAUCAAAAAGAUCAGGCGUUAAAGGAAACCAUCAAGACUGAGCCCAUCUGGCCUGAGCUGCCUCAACACCUAACCUCCAACAUCCCUGUUCCCCCCACCCAAACUGGCCAAUCCAGCCCAAGCUUCUCAACACUCAGCACACACCUUGUCCUUGCUCCUCCUCAGGCUGCUGAGAGUAUAGCCAGCCAGCAGGGGACCCCAUCCCUGAUUCCUCCAGUACCAGAGGCCCUCACAGAGACUCCUCCACUAGUCCAACCCAUCUCAGUGAACCCAGAGAAGCACGAGGUAGAGGAGCCUUCAGACGAUGACAUGGACGUGGACAUGAUGCUGGACAGCCUGGACUAUGUGAAGACGGAGCCAGGAGGAGAGAGUGGCGAGGCUGGGGUCAAACAGGAGAAGGAAGGAGAGGGGGAGAAGGGGAAGACUGGGGGAGAACUGGUGCCAGUCACGGCAGGUGCCAAGGCCAAACCCUCGGUGAAGAGGGUCACCUGGAACCUGCAGGAGACAGAGGGGCCACAGCCAGAGAAGACUGGCACUAAGCUGUCCCUCUACAAACUGAAGCUGAAACAGGAGGGAGCUCGCAGACCUGCCUCUUCCGCCCAGGCAUCCAGUCAGGAGGCUCCCUUGGGGGCUACGUCACUCACUGACCCCAAGGUCCAGAGUACCAAGAGGGGCAGUGUGUCCAUAACGCCCCCUAGUGCCAUUUCCAGCUCCAGCAGCCUAACCAACGUAGCGCUGUCUAAACCUGGGCAGGAGGAACCCAACGAAGACCUGGGAGAGGAUGAUGUUUCUAGGAACGAUAAGUACAUAAAGAAGCUCCACAUGCAGGAGAGAGCCAUAGAGGAGGUGAAGCUGGCUAUCAAGCCGUUCUACCAGAAGAGAGACAUCACUAAGGACGAAUACAAGGAUAUCGUACGCAAGGCUGUCCAGAAGGUCUGCCAUAGUAAGAGCGGGGCGAUCAACCCAGUAAAAGUGGCCAACCUGGUCAAAGCCUACGUGGACAAAUACAAACACUCCAGGAAACACAGGAAAGUAGAGGAUGGAGGGAAGACACAGGAAGCAGAAACGGAUAGAGCAAAUGACCCAGAGACCCCAUGAGGACCCCACAUUCAUCCACACGCCCUGGAGACUCAGCUAUUUUCACACUAAUUUGAUUAUUUCUGUUAUCAAAUUGUCACAGGUUGUUAGGGGACUCAAGGACUUUGAGAAAUACUGCCUCCCAGAUUGGCUAUUUUAUUCAUUGUUUUUGGGGAUUAUAAAGUUGUUGCAUUAUGUUCAUAGUAAUUCACCAUCUCACAAAAUAAUGGAAGAGCCUUUUCGUUGAAAGAUGUGGAAAUAACUUAGUGGACCCAAUGUGGUCUUGCACUUUGAUUACCACCGACUGACAAGCAUUUGUUUUUUAAUUGGAUUUGUUUCAAGAUUCACACAAGGCCAGACCAUCUCCAUGCACUUUGUUUUCAUGGUCUAGCAUGGUCUACUCUUGGAGAGGUUCCCACAGAGAUUCUGUCUUAAACGGACAGCUCUGUCAAAUAUCCUUUCCAUCAAGAGAGGUUGAGGAAUAAUGUGAAUGAGCUUUUUCUACAGGCAAAAUGUCUGACAAGAAGCAGUGCUGACUUUUCUUUUUUAAAUGGUGUCUUUUAUAUGGGAGAGGGGUGUUUAUCUGUGGCAUGAGUCCUAAUUCUGUGGUGUCAAAGUUUAAUGCUGUCAUUGACAUAUAAGAAGAAGAAAAUAAUGCCACAGUGCAGAAAAAUACAUGUAUGCAAAUUAGUAGAGUAGGAAAGUUAUUUCUGAUUUUAGAUUUGGUGUAAAUCUAGAUUUUGGAUUCACUAUGUACGCCCUUCCAGUUGAGUUAGCUUCCUACUGGUUAUUCACAAAUGUAUAUUGUGAAUGGUUCUGGAGGAAGUUUGUUGUUUUUGUGAAUGUCUCUGUGCUAUGGGAUGUGGGUCAGAUGGAGUGCUGGUUGGCAAACGGUACAGUUAGGCUCUUAAGUUGCCCAGUUUCUCACAGCAGGAAAAUAGUCUUGUAGCAACAGGAAAUUUGAAUUAUAACUAAAUACCAUUUUUGUAGGGGUUGAUAAAUUUUUAGUUGGGGCAAAUCAAGCCUGAAAUUUUAAAGUGGAAAUAUCAAACUUUAGAAGCCUUUUUAAACCACGAAUACUCUGCAUGUUUGCAUUUCCUGCUGUGCCUUGAAAUGUCCUGCAACAACAGGGUGAUCAAGUUAAGAUCCUACAUCUGUAUGUGGCUACACAUAGUGGCUGUCUUGAGUGGUGUUCAGAUUGAGUCAACGCUCCUCUGGUGUCUCUUGGCAGAAUACCCGAGAACACAACUCAGACUUCCCAUAAAACAUGGUUGUUGAUAAAGUUUCUCAAAUUCAGACUACGCCCAAAGUGUCUACUGGUUUUAAUUCUAAUUUUACUUCAGCUAUUGACUAAGACAUAGGAAACUAGGUGAGACUUUAAUUAAUCAAUUGACAAGUAAUUUGCCAAGAAGGAAUGAAAACCUGCAGCCCUGGGGGACAGGAGUUUAAUAAGUUUUGAAGCUGAGUGAAUUCUGCACCUUCACCAUUCUUUUCUGUUAUUUUACAGUUAUUUCAGAGUCAAGUGGCUAGUCCUGUUGUGUAUUGGUAUCAUAAGCUAUAGCAUAAGACAAAGCAGACAAUGCCUGUCUUGCAGCUUAAUGUUGUUUGCAGUUAUUCACACUUGAUUAUGAACUCAACUAGUUGCUCACAUUUCCUUUGAAAGAUUGUCUGAUUCAAAAAGAAAAUGUUCCAAUUUGAAUAACAUUUGCAAAAACAAACUGAUUUUGUUUCGUUACUUACAAAUAUCAUUAUACUAGUCGUGGUGAGUGUGUGCAUGGUUAAAUAGCUAACAGUCCGUAGUCAGGGCCAGGAUGUUUUUGAUGACUACAUGACCUGACUAUAAAAAAAAAGAACAAAGGCCCAACGUUUUUCCUAGUCAGGUGGCGUGGGUGGGAGAAACUGGCCCUAGUCAUACUGUAUGCAAUUCAUGUCAUCCUUAACACUGUCUCUCAUUGGAGGAGGUGGUUGGCUUCCUUCCUGCUAAUGAAUACUGCUGUCCACUGUGCCUCAAAACAGUUGGCCUUCUCAAUUUAUUUUCAGAUUCCUCUUAAUCUCUUCUAAAAUGUUCUUUGUAGAAAAAUGCUUGACACUGUCACCCUAUCUUUUCCUUUUUUGUAAUUGACGUGUCCAUACUGUGUGUGUUCAGUAGAACGGGUGUGUGUGGACCUGCCUCUUUGGCUAAGCUUGUCUUGUCCUGCACCUUGGACUUUACGAUAAAAAUGUCAAAUCAAUCCUGGAAUAUUAUCCUCUUGGCACUUCUGUAAACCUGAAAGGACUGGAUAGGUAUAUCAGAGGGCAACAUGGCGCUAUUAUUGAAUUGUGUAUGCUGUACCUAUCUGAUCCUUUCAGAUGUACUUGAAGUGUCCAGGGGUUGAUUGGAUUUGAGCAUGUACUGUACCUUUUUUCUUCCCUCAUUUACUUGACACUUAGGACAAGUGCUUCAAAAGGGGAACACAAAAUUACAACUAAGUGAAAUAAAAGUAAGAUUUGUCCCAAUUUA
Messenger RNA from Oncorhynchus kisutch (coho salmon), 9018 nucleotides. Its product is annotated as PHD and RING finger domain-containing protein 1. The record is from RefSeq and is a predicted model, not a curated record. NCBI's taxonomy places the organism in Eukaryota, Metazoa, Chordata, Actinopteri, Salmoniformes, Salmonidae. The coding region runs from base 975 to 6539 and encodes 1854 amino acids. The transcript is spliced from 18 exons.